Molecule: messenger RNA, 996 nt
Organism: Rhagoletis zephyria (snowberry fruit fly)
Lineage: Eukaryota; Metazoa; Arthropoda; Insecta; Diptera; Tephritidae
Source: RefSeq, a predicted model, not a curated record
AGAGGACCGGGCUCAACAAGCCAAACAUCUUCCAUUCCAAGCUCCUCUGUGACAUCACCUGGUGCACCAUAUCACAAUCGCGACAGCGCUACAUCCAGCUUCGUCUCUAAACCCAUAACUUUUCCAGACAUAAUUGGGCACAAAAAGCAUAACAGCAACGAUCCCAGCCAGCAGCUCGCAAAUUCAUUCAACAACUGGCAGCAGCUGCGCGGACAAGGCGCUCUUGAUAGGAUCAGUGUGAAACCCUUCAGCAACAGCGAAAUACACGGCCUAACAUCAGGCUAUGCACAUAGCAAUGCCGGUGGGAGCGCGCACCACAGCUACCCAGAGACGCGUCCAUACGCAGAUGGACACUACAUCGACUAUGGCCAGCCACAUGCUGGCGGUCACUACGGUGCCAGCGGACAUGGCGGCUACUAUGGUGGUGCCAACAGCGCUGAAAUCGGCGCUAUACCCUUCGACAUUUAUGGCGGUAAAGGCAGCGGUCAAUAUGCGGGUGCGGGUGGUGAGUAUUCAUACACAUACCCAAACGGACCACAAGAGGUACCAGCGCACAAGGGACCGCACGAGCUGUCGCCGAAGGCGCUGUUAGCCAAGAGCUUCCUCAUACCACUCGCCACGGCGGCAGUUUUGGGCAUCGCGGCAGCGUUGGUGAGUAAUCCGCUACUGCUACAAUUGGGUACAUUCUCCGGCUUGCCGGCUGGAGCAACAGUUGUGGGCAAACGACGAAGACGGCGACGAGAUCUGGCGGCUUUGAAAGCGACGCAGGCAGGAUUAGAAACAAGUGAUGAGUCGAAGACUGCCGAGACAGCUGCUGCUGGUGCACACAUCGCUUAUCGUGCACAUCGUCCGGAUCGUGGCAUGGCGCGUGUAUAGCUAAGAACGUAUGUAUGUGGAAGGAAGAAUGCCGGCCAACAUGUUAUGCUUAAUUUAAUUUUCCACCUUUUGACCUGCCGGCGGUAGCAACAGUUAAGCACUUCAAUGUGAUUGAAACGA